GUUCUCACUUACCAAUGGAACAUUCCAGAGAGAUCUGGCCCUGGUGUCAAUGAUUCUGCUUGUGUUUCUUGGAUCUACUAUUCUGCAGUGGAUCCCAUCAAGGACAUGUACAGUGGCCUGGUGGGACCCUUGGCCAUCUGCCGAAAAGGCAUCCUGGAGCCCUACGGAGGAAGACGUGACAUGAACCGAGAAUUUGCCUUGUUAUUCUUGAUUUUUGAUGAGAACAAGUCUUGGUAUCUGGAGGAAAAUGUGGAAACUUAUGGGUCCCAGGAUCCAGGCCGUGUUAACCUACAGGAUGAGACUUUCUUGGAGAGCAAUAAAAUGCAUGCCAUUAAUGGAAAACUCUAUGCCAACCUCAUGGGCCUUACAAUGUACCAAGGAGAACGAGUGGCCUGGUACAUGAUGGCGAUGGGACAAGAUAUUGACCUACACACUGUCCAUUUCCAUGCAGAAAGCUUUCUCUACCGGAGUGGAGAGAGCUACCGGGCAGAUGUAGUGGAUUUGUUUCCAGGGACCUUUGAGGUUGUGGAGAUGGUGGCCAGCAACCCUGGUACAUGGCUGCUUCACUGCCAUGUUACUGACCAUGUCCAUGCUGGCAUGGAGACCACAUUUAUGGUCUUGUCCCAAAGAGAACACUUAAGGACUACCACCACCAUCCCUGAAGAGAUUGGAAAAGUAGCGAUUCCCAGAGACAUUGGAGAAGGCAAUGUGAAGAUGCUGGGCAUGCAGAUCCCUAUAAAGGAUAUCGAGAUGCUGAUUUCUGUCUUGAUUGCUAUGGGUGUCAUUCUCCUGCUCAUUGCUCUGGUUCUCUGUGGUGUGGUGUGGUAUCAGCAUCGUCAGAGAAAGUUACGGCGCAACAGGAGGUCCAUCCUGGAUGACAGCUUCAAGCUUCUGUCUCUCAAGCAGUAACAGCUGGAUCUUGGAACUGCACAUCUGGAAUAUACUCUCAACAGGCCGUGGACUAGCAGCUGACAUACAUUUAAAGGAUAUGGGUUGUAGAAAAGGCAGAGGAAGGAAUCAAACUCAUUUGAGUAUUUCUUCACUUAUUUAUUUGUAUGAAAAUUGUAUUCUUUCUUUUUCUUUAGUUUCUUUGUUCCACUUGAGCAUCUGGGGCUGAGUCCCCUAGAACCUCAUAUCACAAAUUUCAAUAGCUAGAUUAUAUCACCCGCUGACACUUGAAAGAUCUGGUAAUUUCUAAAAGCUGAAACAUUUUCUCACAAAGUAGAUGCCAAAUGUAAGUUUCAUUGAUUAAGUCUCUACUGCUUUCUAGAACUUAAGCAAGUUUAUUCUCAACCAAGGCUAAGUGAGCUGUAACAAUAAUCCAUAUCUAAGCAUGAUGGGAAAUAAGUGAGUUAGGAUUUAAAGAUCCAAAUUGUAUUUUUACUUUUCUUGAGAGUGGACCAUUUUUGUUAAGUGAGUAGAUGCAAUAUUGCUGCCAAGAGCAACUACAACCUCUGGAUACAGAAACUCCUCAGGAAGCCAGUAUUCCAAGUCCUUGGUACAGUUGCACUGAAGGGAAUGUUGAGUGUCCUCUCCAUGCUUUCAUCAGAAGAUUCUACAUAUUAAAGUGCUUGUUAUAACACCA
This is a messenger RNA of Capra hircus (goat), 1585 nucleotides long. Its product is annotated as hephaestin-like. The transcript is spliced from 6 exons. Lineage: Eukaryota; Metazoa; Chordata; Mammalia; Artiodactyla; Bovidae. The coding region runs from base 106 to 909 and encodes 267 amino acids. Gene Ontology annotation, molecular function: copper ion binding; oxidoreductase activity. The record is from RefSeq and is a predicted model, not a curated record.